Messenger RNA from Glycine soja, 432 nucleotides. RefSeq names its product ATP-dependent DNA helicase pif1-like. Bases 1 to 432 code for a protein of 143 amino acids. The transcript has 2 exons. Gene Ontology annotation, biological process: telomere maintenance; DNA repair. Lineage: Eukaryota; Viridiplantae; Streptophyta; Magnoliopsida; Fabales; Fabaceae. The record is from RefSeq and is a predicted model, not a curated record. Gene Ontology annotation, molecular function: DNA helicase activity.
AUGGUUGCUUCUAGCGGCAUAGCUUCUUUGUUAUUGCCUGGAGGAAGAACAACACAUUCAAAAUUCAAAAUUCCUGUUCCGAUAUUUGAAGACUCAACAUGCAAUAUUCAUCAAGGAACACAAUUGGCUGAAUUAUUGAAUGAAGCAAGUCUUAUCAUCUGGGAUGAAGUCCCCAUGGCUCACAAAUUCUAUUUUGAAGCACUUGAUCAAAGUCUAAGAGAUGUUAUUAAGGCGAAAUCAAGUUCUGAUAAAAUCUUUGGUGGUAAAGUUAUGGUAUUUGGUGGAGAUUUUCGACAGAUUCUGCCAGUCAUUCCUAAGGGUAGCCAGUCUGACAUUGUUAAUGCAACUAUAAAUUUGGACUGUGAACAAAUGGAAUAUUCAAGUGCUGAUUAUGUGGACAAAUCAGAAACACUAGAGAGUUCUCAUUUUUGA